Molecule: messenger RNA, 1601 nt
Organism: Ruditapes philippinarum (Manila clam)
Lineage: Eukaryota; Metazoa; Mollusca; Bivalvia; Venerida; Veneridae
Exons: 7
Coding region: 209-1363 (384 amino acids)
Source: RefSeq, a predicted model, not a curated record
UUUAAAACGAAAGUAGAAAGAGGAUUCCUAUUAAAUGCGUCAGAAAAUUUACCGAAAAUCACUCUAUCAUUUCUAUUAAUAAUUAACACAGAUAAGGGAUACCUGUUUCUAAUGCAUUUCAAACCGAAAGUAGAUUCAUGUUUAAUCUAAACAUUUAAUAUAUAGGAAAAUCUCGUUCCACUGACAUCGAUAUUGACGCUCAUCAAAAAUGGGAACGCAAUUUUCAAGAGUGGAACAUGCGUUUUACCCGGAAUGUGAGACUCAAUUAUCUCAACUUGAUAACAUAUUGCUUGUAGUCGCUUCAUCAGUUGAUGCCCUACACUUGUCGUUUUCACAACUUCUACACCAUUUAGACGACCCCUCCACAAAUGAUACUGACAGAAAUGAGUUGCUUAAGGAGAGACAGAAGAAAAGUAUAGAGAUGACUACCAAAAUCUUGUCAAGCCUUGAGACUGGUCUACGCUACCAGACGACAUCUUUACUACAGGAAAUAAGUCAAUUUGCCGGGAUGAUAAGGAAAAAGUCCGAUAAAAGUAAACCUUUAUCAAAUACAAUUCCGAGUUUAGAAAAGUUGAAAAUCGACGCUUAUUUGGCAGGACAAAAACCAGAAUUUUCCGAGCCAGCUGUGAAAGAAAAUAGACAACUUAAUGAUCCAACACAGGCGGGAAAAUCGAAAAAAGAAGCUGAACAUAUUAUCGCAAAACUGAAACAAGAGAAGAACAAGAUUUCAGGAGAUUUGCAAAAAAUGAAUGAUGAAAAUGAAGCAAAUAAAAAGAUAAUCGAGGAAUGUAAAAACAAUAUGACUAAGUUACGGGAGGAAAACAAUCAAUUACUAAAAGACAAAGAAGACCUGAAAAACAAAAUUACCAAACUGGAACAAGACAGUGUUCAGAUAGCGCCAGUUCAGCUCUUCUGUCAGAAGAGGAAUGAUCAGGUAGGGUUUGUCAUACAGGAAAUCGUGGCACAACUAAACGCAAAAGGAAAGUUUGGUGCUAAAAAGCUGGCCUUCAUAACAUGCGAGAACUCGACUGAUAUUCUGCCGACCUUGCCGCUUCUAGUCCUUUGCAUCAAUGCAUCUAGAAUAGGAACAGACGCUGCUAAAUCUAUAGAGGGAAUUACAAAGCCACAAAACAGCGCGUUGAUUGUUCUUCACUACAAAGAUGAGCACGCACUUCCUGAGCAGAGUAGUGACCGGGUGCUGGGCGAACCGGAGUUCAAAUCCUUGGCCGGCAUCUUUGACAUCGGUUUUCAGUCUGGUAAAGGGAUAUACAAUUGUGAUAGAAACACGAAUGCAGUCACAGGCCUGGUGCAAUUUAUACAACAGAUUUUGGAAGAAAAUCCACUGAAAGUUCAUGUUCAAUAAUGACGUUUCAUAAAAAUGUUGAAGAGAGUUCUUAGUUUUAUUAAUAAUGUUCAAGUUGACAACAGUUACUUAAUAAGUUAUUUUUUACAUCGGAAAAAAAAGAAGAAAAUUCUGUUUAACUUAUCAACAAGGAAACAGUAAGACAGUUGCGACAAUCAUAUUCCUUCAUUACAUUAUCAGAUACAUGAUUUUGCUAUUGUUAGAUAUAAACUACAAGAAAAGCAUUGAUGCAAAGCAU